UUGAAGUGUGUUUGUCUUUUGUGUGACUCUUCAAACUUUACCUGCCAAACAGAAGGAGCAUGUUGGGCUUCUGUUAUGUUAACCAAUGGAAAGGAACAGGUGAUCAAGUCCUGUGUCUCUCUCCCAGAAUUAAAUGCACAAGUCUUCUGUCAUAGUUCCAACAAUGUUACCAAAACGGAAUGCUGCUUCACAGAUUUUUGCAACAACAUAACACUGCACCUUCCAACAGCAUCACCAAAUGCCCCAAAGCUUGGACCCAUGGAGCUGACCAUUGUUAUUACUGUGCCAGUUUUCCUCCUGUCCGUAGCUUCAGUGCUGACGGUAUGGGCAUGCCAAGCUCGACAGUGCACCUACAGGAAGAAAAAGAGAUCGAAUGUGGAGGAGCCCCUCUCUGAAUGCAAUCUGGUGAAUGCUGGGAAAACUCUAAAAGAUCUGAUUUACGAUGUGACUGCCUCUGGAUCUGGCUCUGGUCUGCCUCUGUUGGUUCAAAGAACAAUUGCAAGGACGAUUGUACUUCAGGAAAUAGUAGGAAAAGGUAGAUUUGGUGAGGUCUGGCAUGGAAGAUGGUGUGGGGAAGAUGUGGCUGUGAAAAUAUUCUCCUCCAGAGAUGAAAGAUCAUGGUUUCGAGAGGCAGAAAUUUAUCAGACGGUUAUGCUGAGACAUGAAAACAUCCUUGGUUUCAUUGCUGCUGACAACAAAGAUAAUGGAACUUGGACUCAGCUUUGGCUUGUCUCUGAAUAUCAUGAACAGGGUUCCUUAUAUGACUAUUUGAAUAGAAACGUAGUGACAGUGGCUGGAAUGAUCAAGCUGGCACUAUCAAUAGCUAGUGGUCUGGCCCACCUUCACAUGGAGAUUGUUGGUACACAAGGUAAACCUGCUAUCGCUCAUCGAGAUAUAAAAUCAAAGAAUAUCUUAGUGAAAAAAUGUGAAACUUGUGCCAUAGCAGACUUAGGGUUGGCUGUGAAGCAUGAUUCAAUACUGAACACUAUUGACAUACCUCAGAACCCUAAAGUAGGAACCAAAAGGUAUAUGGCCCCUGAAAUGCUUGAUGAUACAAUAAAUGUGAAUAUCUUUGAGUCCUUCAAACGAGCUGACAUCUAUUCUGUUGGUCUGGUUUACUGGGAAAUAGCCCGGAGGUGCUCAGUUGGAGGAAUUGUUGAGGAGUACCAGUUGCCUUAUUAUGACAUGGUGCCCUCAGAUCCCUCGGUAGAAGAAAUGAGGAAGGUUGUUUGUGACCAGAAGUUCCGACCAAGUAUUCCAAACCAGUGGCAAAGCUGUGAAGCACUCCGAGUCAUGGGGAGAAUCAUGCGCGAGUGUUGGUAUGCCAAUGGGGCAGCACGACUAACUGCUCUUCGGAUUAAGAAGACUAUAUCUCAACUUUGUGUCAAAGACGACUGCAAAGCCUGA
Budorcas taxicolor (takin) is the source of this 1407-nucleotide messenger RNA. It is a transcript of the gene ACVR1C, whose product is annotated as activin A receptor type 1C. Gene Ontology annotation, molecular function: ATP binding; activin receptor activity, type I. The transcript has 8 exons. Gene Ontology annotation, biological process: nervous system development; protein phosphorylation; activin receptor signaling pathway. The coding region runs from base 76 to 1407 and encodes 443 amino acids. Gene Ontology annotation, cellular component: activin receptor complex; plasma membrane. The record is from RefSeq and is a predicted model, not a curated record. Lineage: Eukaryota; Metazoa; Chordata; Mammalia; Artiodactyla; Bovidae.